AUUGAGGAGAUGAGGGAGAAAGGAAUCGAAUUGGAGUUUCAACCUGAUGUUAAGGGUGCGCUGCCUCUGCGUUCAGUAUCUAGAUUUUGGGGAUACUUGGCAAGCAUGGAAAUUCCCGUGUGUUUAAGACCAUAUGUUUAUAGAGCUUGGGCUCGGGCAUUUCAUUCAAAUUUAAAUGAAGCUGCUUUACCUUUAGACAAGUAUGCCUCUUUAAGGGAUUUCUUUGUUCGCACUCUGAAAGAAGGUUCCAGGCCCAUUGACCCUGAUCCACAAUGUCAGGUUAGUCCUGUGGAUGGUACAGUUUUAAGAUUUGGAGAGUUGAAAGGAGCAGGUGCGAUGAUUGAACAGGUCAAAGGAUUUUCAUAUUCUGUUUGUUCUCUUCUUGGUGCAAGCCAAUUUUUUCCGACUGCGGCUGAUUGUAAUAUACAUGAGAAGCAUAUUGAAUCUGUAGUCACUAGUGAUGAGAAGAGAAACAGAUCUUGGUGGAGUGUCUCCUUAGCUUCUCCCAAAGUUUGGGACCCUAAAUCAUCAUGUCCAGAGAGAGGCCUCUUCUACUGUGUGAUUUACUUAGGCCCUGGGGACUACCAUCGCAUACAUUCACCUGCUGACUGGAACAUUCUCGUUCGCAGGCAUUUCUCAGGACGUCUUUAUCCCCUGAACGAACGUGCUACAAGAACGAUAAGAAAUUUAUAUAUUGAGAAUGAAAGGGUUGUUCUUGAAGGUCUAUGGCAACAAGGAUAUAUAGCGCUUGCAGCAAUUGGGGCCACAAAUAUUGGAUCAAUCCAGCUUCUCAUUGAACCUGAACUCAAAACCAACAAGCCAAGGAAGAAGUUUCUUCACUCGGAGCCUCCUGAGGAACGGGUUUAUAAACCUGAAGGGGUUGGUAAGAUGCUGUCCAAGGGAGACGAGUUGGGUGCUUUCAACAUGGGAUCGACAGUUGUGCUUGUUUUCCAAGCUCCCAUUUCGAAACUGCUCGAAGGAGGAGGAGGUUCCUCACCGGAGUUCAACUUCUCUGUCAGACGUGGGGACAGAGUACGUGUUGGUGAGGCUUUGGGAAGGUGGAAUUAAGUUUACGGUGGCCUCUGCACAGAGUACAACAAUCACAUUAUGUAUAAAAGAAUAUUUAAUUGUGCCCGGGGUAGAUUCCCUUCAUAUUAAUCCGAGAUUUCGAAACUCAAUACUGCUUUAAGAGUCAACUGCGUUCAUCAUAGUGGGAAUUUAGUUCUGCUAUUUAUUUA
Neltuma alba is the source of this 1238-nucleotide messenger RNA. RefSeq names its product phosphatidylserine decarboxylase proenzyme 1, mitochondrial-like. The record is from RefSeq and is a predicted model, not a curated record. Gene Ontology annotation, biological process: phosphatidylethanolamine biosynthetic process. Lineage: Eukaryota; Viridiplantae; Streptophyta; Magnoliopsida; Fabales; Fabaceae. Gene Ontology annotation, molecular function: phosphatidylserine decarboxylase activity. Gene Ontology annotation, cellular component: mitochondrion.